Phoenix dactylifera (date palm) is the source of this 577-nucleotide messenger RNA. RefSeq names its product putative small nuclear ribonucleoprotein G. Gene Ontology annotation, molecular function: RNA binding. NCBI's taxonomy places the organism in Eukaryota, Viridiplantae, Streptophyta, Magnoliopsida, Arecales, Arecaceae. Gene Ontology annotation, biological process: spliceosomal snRNP assembly; mRNA splicing, via spliceosome. Gene Ontology annotation, cellular component: U4 snRNP; catalytic step 2 spliceosome; SMN-Sm protein complex. The record is from RefSeq and is a predicted model, not a curated record.
AGAGUUGAAGGGGUCCGCACUUCGCCUCUUUAUUAGGCGGAGCGGGCUCGGCGGCGUCGAGGUUUGUUAGGGUUUAGAUGCAGUGAGCGAGAGGUCGGAGCGAAACCCUUGACGAUUCCGGCUCCUUUCUCUCUGAAAUCACCAUGAGUAGAUCUGGCCAGCCUCCGGAUCUCAAGAAGUAUAUGGACAAGAAGCUUCAGAUCAAGCUGAAUGCAAACCGGGUUAUUGUUGGCACUCUCCGUGGAUUUGACCAAUUCAUGAAUCUGGUGAUUGACAAUACUGUGGAGGUUAAUGGCAGUGAGAAGAAUGAUAUUGGGAUGGUGGUUAUCAGGGGGAAUAGUGUGGUUAUGAUUGAAGCAUUGGAGCCAGUCAGCAAAACAUAAUAACUAUGUAUUGCUCAUAGUUUCAUGUUUUGAAACAAAUGGCCGAGAAAUAUAUGGUUUAUGUACUUUAAUGACUUGAUGACCGUUGUCUUGUCUCUUUCUGUUCUGUAUUUUUAUGCUAAAAUGAUGUAAAUUUUACUCAUUGGUAUGGAAAGAUGGAAUCGCUCCCAGUGACUAGAUGCUUGUGAAUGUUA